Messenger RNA from Penicillium digitatum Pd1, 3720 nucleotides. Lineage: Eukaryota; Fungi; Ascomycota; Eurotiomycetes; Eurotiales; Aspergillaceae. The record is from RefSeq and is a predicted model, not a curated record.
AUGGCCCCCGAUCGAUCAGAUCAAAAUCACUGCAUUGCAAUCACGGCUUUGGACAUCUCACCUGAGCGGACACAUGCGGUUAUCGCAGGCAAGGAGAUUCUCAAGACCAUCCAGGUCUCGCCAGACCGCUCAUCGGAGGAAUUCAACAUUCGCAAUGCAGUCAUUAGCUAUGCAUCUACCCACCACGAUGCGGGUGUUUCAAUGCCACACAAGGAUCAAUUGAAUGUGAAGGAUGUAAAAUGGUCACAUGGGAAUCAUGACCGGAUAAUUGCAACUGCAGUCGCGAAUGGUCGGAUUGUGGUUUAUGACCUACAGCGGCCCGGUCUCCAAUUAUGUCGUUUCCAGGGUCAUAACCGCCAGGUGCAUAGGCUUGCCUUUAAUCCUCAUCUUCCUUCUUGGCUCCUGUCUGGCAGUCAAGACGGCACCAUUCGGAUGUGGGAUCUACGAUCCGCCUCUGCAAAUCGAGGAUCUCCCACAUGCGGCAGCAAACAUUCGUAUCAGGGCAACAGCGAUGCCAUCCGAGACGUCCGGUGGUCUCCUAACGAUGGAGUAAUCUUUGCAACUGCUUCAGACAGCGGCGCCAUCCAGAUGUGGGAUUAUCGAAAGGUCAACGCCCCACUGAUGAAAAUCGCCGCUCACGAUCGUCCAUGCUUCGCAGUCGACUGGCACCCCGACGGAAAGCAUAUUGUCAGUGGUGGCACGGAUCGCCAGGUAAAGGUCUGGGACUUUUCUUCAUCUGCCGAGCGACGGCAGAAACCUGCAUUCCAGUUCCGGACGCCCCAGGCGGUCACAAAUGUGCGAUGGAGGCCUCCUUCUUGGGUUGGUGAAUCUCCUGGCUCGGGAGAAUGGCAAUCGUCUCAAGUUGUCACGUCCUACGACAAGGAAGACCCACGUGUUCACCUUUGGGAUCUCCGUCGCCCACAUCUUCCAUUCCGCGAGUUUGAUCGGUACGACUCACCCACAUCGGAUCUUCUCUGGCGCUCUAAGGAUCUUUUGUGGACGGUCGGCGAGGCCGGGGCCUUUACUCAGACCGACGUUCGGUUUGCGCCAACGGUGGCCAGUCGUCGUCCGAUGUGCUCCGUGGCCUGGAGUCCUAGUGGCGAGUUUGUUGCGUUUAGUCAACAACGGCCCAGGCGACGUCCUCUGGGAGUCAAUGCCGCCGAAUUUCUAGGGCCCGAGGAAGACGAAGAUAGCACUGGCGAAAGAUCGCUAAGCCAAAGCCCUGCAGAUGAAAUAUUUGAUGAAGCCGUUUUGGCCACUUCCCUUCGGAAUCAGCAUACGAAAUUGGCUGCGACUCGGCCAUCUAAGUCCAUGGGCAGUACUCCACCCGGAGUGGUGGAUUUCAUACCUGUGCUUCCUUUAGAACAAGCACUAGCCAAACUCGCAACCCCGAUGCCUAGUCAGGUGGGAAUUAUUACAAGUAUUGCGGGCGCCACAAAUGACCCAGCAGUAUUUCGGUAUUUGGCAAGCCACUAUACACCCUUGAUGGAUGAGCACAGUGAACAUAGAACACAGACAGACGUCUUGAACUCUUUGAUUGAGUCACUGGACCAUAACGCUAAAUGUGCAGAUGAGGUCUCCCUGGCCAGAUUGGCUCAGACUUGGAGAAUUGUCAAAUUCGCCAUUCUCCAAGAACUUCAACGUAGAGCUAGAGAUUAUCCAGCAAAAGGUGGGCAGAAAGACAGGUCAUCCAAGGAUAGGCCACGACCAGAUGAUAGUCGACAGGACAGAGUCAAAAGUCGGCUGUUCAAGGGGGUCAUGGAGGCGGUUCCCGAGGCUGAGAGCUCGUCGAACAUGACCACCCCUCUUGCGCGACCAUUGCCCGAUUCCCCGAAGGACUCGUGGUCGAGCACUGAUUCCCAAAUCCCCUCGCUGAGUGAUGGGCCGAUCGGCCUUGACCCUCUCCCGCCAUCAGUCUUGAGUGAUCAUAAUGGUUGGGGGACAUCGGACCGUAUCUCCCUGCCGCGUGGACGAGUGCCAUCGAUCGAUGAUGCUCAUUCCUCGAAAUAUCAAUGGGAUCCGGUACAAGAAGACUUGGAUAUAGAGCAACGGUCUGCGCCUCGAGCAAUUGCCGGUAAAGCAGAUUGGCGCCGUCGUGGUCACUCAGAAUUCCCUCAGGCAAAUUCCGAGGAUGACUAUGACCAAAAGCUGGAGGAUAAACGUGCAGCGAUCCGUGACUACAAGCAAUUUCCCAAGAAACCAUUGACUCUUGAAUCGCCAAUGGAAUAUUACCGGCCUCCUCGUACCGACCGCCAUGGUCGGCAUGAUUCUUCGGAGAGUUUCCCCAUGUUCUCUACAUCCACCGAUAGUUCGCACCCCUCCAAGUCUAUUGGUGCGUCGUACUCGUCCGCUGGCCAACUUGAGGCAUUUAAAUCUCUGGAUGCUGGACAAUCUGCCUCAGCACUGAGAAGAGGGUCGACUCUCGCUUCUACGCGAGAGGAAUCUGAAGAUGAGCUCUUGGAUCAAGUCGUCCUAAAGACUGAUCGACUUCAUCUGGAGCGCCCGUCAAGCCCUCCCCCGUUGAUCACAGAAUCAACUCCACUUGAAAAACAGCAGCAACCUCUCCCACCAGAUGAAACCCCCUGCCUUGGCACUCUGCCUUAUUCAACAAUGGGCGGUAUCUCGCGAGUCCAGAUCCCACUCACGCCAGACGGAACAGACUUGAACCCGUGGGGUAUUGAAGCGAUUCUAAAAGAAUCGGUCCGAUAUUAUCACAGCAGCAGCAGCUUGGUCGAUAUCCAGGCUGCAGCUCAUCUUCUCCAUAAGCUGCACAUUCUUUUCCGGGACUGCAAACAAAUUCUCCCACAUGAGGAAUGCGAAACGGUCUUCAAAACUUACAAUGAGCAUCUGAUUCGGCACUCUAUGGAUCUGGAAGCAGCAGAGCUCCGCCUAUUUUGUGUAUCAACAUACCCUGCCGUCUACGAGUACGCUCAAACAGAUUCCUUCAUCAACGUCUACUGCUACGUGUGUCAACGACCGUUUGAAAAUCCCACGCAAGAUAACAGCCGCUGUUAUCGCUGCAGCACACCUCAAGCACCAUGCUCUAUCUGCAUGAGCCUUGAUCCACCCUCAGAAUGGGUUCCAGGGCAGCAAAAUCCACCAACCACUUCAUCAACCCUCACGAGUCCCGACCCAAACUCCGACACCACUUCCAACCAUUCCGCACAUUCCUCAGCUCCCACUGAACCCCUCCCAGCGUCGGAGAUCGAGACUUUCGAGCUCUUCACUGUACCUCGGCUCAAAGGCUCCGCCCUUUGGACCUGGUGCCAAGGCUGCGGCCAUGGCGGCCAUCUAGCCUGCAUCACAACCUGGCUCGGCGACAUCUCAUCCAGUGAAGGCGGCUGUGCUACCGCCGGUUGCUCGCAUGACUGCGGGCCUGGCCCACGUCGUGAACUAAACCGCCAAGCCCUGCAGGCGGAGUCCAAGCGUCGCGAAUCUGCUAGUCGGUCAGCCGGUGCCGGGCUCGUAAAGCGGGAUCCCUGGACUAAAAGUGAAAGUAAGGCUGUCGAGAAAGUCCGCGGCAUGCUGGGCGUUGCUGGCAUUGCCGCUGCCACUGGUGGCAGUGGGGCUGGCCCGGUUACUUCGACAAAUAAUACUUCCUCUCCGGCGCCGGUUUCGCCCGGCGCCAUGUCACCUAAGAGGGUGCGGCUUGUUACCCCGAAUGAGCAAGAGAAGGAAAGUGUUGCCUCGGCUCGCGCGGGUCCCCCUUCGAGGGGCUGA